GAGAGAGAGACUUCCAUCACCCUUCAGCUCUCUAAACCCUCAAACCCCUUCUUCUCCCAUGGCUUUCUCUCCUCUCUCUUUCCUUCUCUUCCGCCGCUCCUCCUUCUCUCCAAUCCACCCUCUCAUAAAAAUUCCACCUUUCCUCUUUGCCACCUCCCUCCGACCCUUCUCUGCCUCUCCCCUCCCUCUUCCCGACUCCUCUCCUGAUUCCCCUCACCCCGCCGACCCCAAGCCCUCGCUCUCCGCCCGCCUCUCCUUCGUGUUCGACCAGAUCGACGCCCUCGACCGCGACCGCGCCGCCAAGGACGAGGCCCUCCAGCGCAUCCGCGCCUGGCGCCUCGCCAGGCCCUCCGAUCCCUCGCCGGCUCCUGAUUCGAGCCCCGGAGUGGCCGCGGGAGGCGCGGCGUCGGAGGAAAGGAAGGAGGAGGGCAUGAGGGAUAUCCUAAGAAAGGAGGUCGAGCUGGUCCACCCAUGGCCUGAGUGGAUCGAGCUGAUGGAGAGGCUGGCGCAGCAGAACUACUUUGAUUUGCGGAGGACCGAUGAGGACCGGGUGGCUGAGAAUGUGAACAUUGAUCUGUCUGGGAUAAAGGAUGAGGUGGGCUUCGAUUUCUCGAGGGAUUGGAUCACUGUGCGCAAUGCUUGUAUGAAUUUCGGACGUGAUCGCUUCGAUAUAUUGAGGUCACUUUCGAGAAAGGAUCUUCAAAUUCUAGUGGGCCAUGGAUGCCCUAGCAUAGAUCCGAAGGUGGUUUUCUCGGCGAAGCUGUUGAGGAAGCUUGUCCACCUUGAUGAGGGAGAUGUGUGUAGUUCUUGCAGCUUAAGGAAUUCCUGUAGCAGAGGAUAUAUCCUCACUCGUAAAGAGGAUGAGGCACGAACUCUCGAUGUCAUGCGUAUCUUAUUGACAUUUGGUUUUGACCAUAUUAAUGGAUCGGUUGAAAAUAAGGCUCUUAUGAAAAUGAAAUCUGUGAAAACUGCAGUCCGUAAGUUGCUACAUGAGGUUGUUAAGUUGAGUGCAGUUCCAAUAGAUCCCAAUCUUCCACCGCCAGUGAUCAAGAGGCCUCCUCCCAAAGUAAAGCAGCCACCUCCUCCACCAAAGAAACGAGUAGGGCGUGAUGAUGUGGAAAUGAAGAAAGGAGAUUGGCUCUGCCCCAAGUGUGACUUCAUGAAUUUCGCCAAGAACAUUGUUUGCUUGCAAUGUGAUGCGAAACGCCCCAAGAGGCAACUACUCCCAGGGGAAUGGGAAUGUCCACAGUGCAACUUUUUGAACUAUAGGCGAAAUAUGGCAUGCUUUCGUUGUGAACACAAGCGCCCCCCUGAUGAGUACAUGGAGAACCAAAUGCCUGCAAAGCAAUCUGGUCCGCGGACAAGAUUGGAGAGGGCUGCCAGAAUGCCAGAUAUUCCCAAUGCUUGGAAUUUUGAUUUUGAUGACAAUGAAUCUGAUGGUGCAGAUGUUGCAGCUUUCGAGUUCGCAGAUCCACCUAGAAUGGGUGAGGACUCUUCUUUUAGCAGCCUCCCUCAAGGAGGAAUUGCUGAGGGAUUUGAAGACGAAGCUAAUGACACCAGCAAGAUGCGAAGAACCCAACAAAGAGGCAAAUACUUCUCAGAGGCUGAUGGAAGGAAGCCUUCUUUACAUUCUCCCAGAAUGGGAUUUGAUGAUUUUGAUGAUGACGAGGAUGACAAUCUGGAUAGUUACGAGCUUGAUGUUUCAAGAGAUGGUCAGGCAAGUGAUGUUUCUCGAAGGAAUUUCUCCGAGCUUGAAAAAACCUCUGAUUCGGAAGAUUCUGAUGAACUUGAUCAUUAUACCAACACCAAACGAGGUGCCAAUGAUUAUUUGUCUGGCUCAGAGGAUGAUGCCAUGGUACAUCAUCCUUACUGGAAAUCUAGUCAUGCUGCAGAUUCUAGGCAGAAGGCUGGAGGCAGGGGUAGUCACCGACAGCUUAGGGGGAUGUCCUUUGGUUUGAAUGGUGCUGAAGAACUCAAUUUGGAUUCUGAUGAUGAUAUGGAUGAGGGUUUUAAAUCUAAACAGAGAAAAAGCCAUCGAGGAAAACUGGGUAGAACAGGUAGUAGGCUUGGAAGAAUUUCUGAGUCUGAUGAUGACAACAAUGUACAUUAUAGUGGAAAUAAAACUAGAGGAAACAACCAUGGUUCUAGAGGUCCAUACAGAAAACUUAGAUCAGAUGAUAGAACAAGUAAUAGAAGGAAUCCUUUUGCCAGUGGUGAUGACGGCGAUUUGUCCUCCAGAGGUUCAGGCAGGUAUAACAGAGGUUCACGUGGAGAUGGCUAUGGUGGGCGGGCAGGCAGGGAUAACAGAGGUUCACGUGGAGAUGGCUAUGGUGGGCGGGCAGGCGGGUAUAACAGAGGUUCACGUGGAGAUGGCUAUGGUGGGCGGACAGAGAAUAAUAGACUCCAACGCUUUGCUAGGUGAGAUGAUGGGGAAUGAUCUGGCCAUAGGCAGAGAGGAAGAGGUGAUCAAUUUGAUGAUAGAUCUAGAGGUCCAUGCAGGAACGAAAGAGGCUCAAAUGGCAAUGGCUCUAGUGGAUGGAGAGGGGAUGAUGGAUUUCGGCGCUUUGAUGGGGCUGCUGGUAGGGAAAGAUUUGAUGAUAGGCAGCGGGAAGAACUAAUCAUUAUACUGAACAAUUUAGUUUUGAUGGUGAUGGUUAUGAUCUCACAGGUGCCUAAUUGAAAGAUAGAAGUUGAUAUCAUUCUUUUCUUUGUAGAGUGGCAGAAUGGUGUCAUUUGGGUGCUUAAAGAUUUGCCAAUGACAGGACUCCUCCAAAACAACAAUGGUACCACUCUGUUCCAAAGUUUUUGCUGAAGCAAAUGCUGUAUAUUAAGAUACUUAUACAGCUAGAAAGACAAAUGGAUACUUAUAAUGCGAACAAUUCUAUUGACUGAUUGCUUUUUCAGUUUUUCUUGAUCCCUUCCUGCUGCAGUUGGUGUCAUAAGCAAUGAAAGGGAAAUCAUUGUGCCAUCCAUUGAUUCAUGUGCUGAUGCAAUAUCCUGUUGUUGUAGUACACAUUUACUUUUACUAUUAAUUUAUGCAUGUAUACACUUAGUAAUUGAGUGAAAAAGUGCCUGUUGUCCUUGUCAAAAAAAAAGUUU
Phoenix dactylifera (date palm) is the source of this 3099-nucleotide messenger RNA. RefSeq names its product zinc finger (Ran-binding) family protein. The record is from RefSeq and is a predicted model, not a curated record. Gene Ontology annotation, cellular component: cytoplasm. Gene Ontology annotation, molecular function: mRNA binding. NCBI's taxonomy places the organism in Eukaryota, Viridiplantae, Streptophyta, Magnoliopsida, Arecales, Arecaceae.